CUCUGAGCAGUCUCCUGUGAUUUAAUGAUAGGUGCCAUCUUCUGGACAGAGUAACCCACCUGCAUUCUGAUCUUCCGGACGCACGCUCACACCAUAAAGAUGGCGACGCCGUGAGUAAGUUACAAGCAAUUCCACUUCCGCACUUUUCCUGCGCCCUGGUCCAAGAUGGCGGACGAGGCCACCCGGCGGGUCGUGUCUGAGAUCCCGGUGCUGAAGACUAACGCCGGACCCCGAGAUCGGGAAUUGUGGGUGCAGCGACUAAAGGAGGAAUAUCAGUCCCUUAUCCGGUACGUGGAGAACAACAAGAAUUCGGACAAUGACUGGUUCCGACUGGAGUCCAACAAGGAAGGCACCCGGUGGUUUGGAAAAUGCUGGUACAUCCACGACCUCCUCAAAUAUGAGUUUGACAUCGAGUUUGAAAUUCCUAUCACAUACCCCACUACUGCUCCAGAAAUUGCAGUCCCUGAGCUGGAUGGGAAGACAGCAAAGAUGUACAGGGGUGGCAAAAUAUGUCUGACCGAUCAUUUCAAACCUUUGUGGGCCAGGAAUGUGCCAAAGUUUGGACUAGCUCAUCUCAUGGCCCUGGGGCUGGGUCCUUGGCUGGCAGUGGAAAUCCCUGAUCUGAUUCAGAAGGGUGUGAUCCAGCACAAAGAAAAAGGCAACCAAUGAAGGAGGAAGCGCCCGAGGCAGGACAGAGGGGCUGUUGCGAGGCUCUACCCCAGCUCUCUCCUUUCUCAUGAUUCCUUCGAGGGUCACCUCUGGCUGUUACAAAGUAGCUGGAGGGACAAAGAAGAAACACCCAACAAUAGGCAAGGUCACAAAGUUUCUAAAUGAAGGUACAGAGAGGUGAAAGAUUUGGGUCUGGAAAUAGGCAAUUUGUAUCCCUUCUCCAAGAAGAGCCCUGGAGGCAUUUUGGAGGCAUGGAGUGUAACUGACAGCUUAUAGCUUUUUGGUUUCUGGAGACAACCUAUCAAUAAAAGCUGCUUCCCGUGGUA
Molecule: messenger RNA, 995 nt
Organism: Apodemus sylvaticus (European woodmouse)
Lineage: Eukaryota; Metazoa; Chordata; Mammalia; Rodentia; Muridae
Gene: Ufc1
Product: ubiquitin-fold modifier conjugating enzyme 1
Exons: 7
Coding region: 166-669 (167 amino acids)
Biological process (GO): protein K69-linked ufmylation
Cellular component (GO): cytoplasm
Molecular function (GO): UFM1 conjugating enzyme activity
Source: RefSeq, a predicted model, not a curated record